CUGCGGCAGGAGGUAGUGCCGUCGUCUGUCCGCUUAGGGAGAUGCAGUGCGCGCAUGACGUCGUUCCAUAGAGAAGGGACUGUUUCAUUCAGCGGGUACGCGCGUCCCUCCCUUCCUUCCCCUCCUCCCCUUCUUCUCCGUGACUCCCUUACUUCCGCUUCUCUGAUGGCUCAGACGGCGGCGGUGGUGACGGCCUUGGGGUCCGGUAAAUGAGGUUUACGUUGGAGGACCAAAUUGCCAUAAACACUUCGCCCGACUGAAAGUAGACUUUUAUUAUUUUUUAUUUUUUCUCCUGUGAGUGGGUUCAAGCCUCACUGUGAACCAAAGCUCACGUUUUAAUGAUGAUUUGUGCCAUGCACAUACCUGAAUGAAACCGCAGCGGCUUAGAAGACAUGAGUUUGCAUUGCCAGAUGGGUUCAGAUCGGGACCUACAGUCGUCGACUUCGUCGGUCAGCCUUCCUCCUGUGAAAAAGGCGCCAAAGAAAAGGCGCAUGCCAUGGGGAUCUAUAUUCCGAAAGAAAAAGGACCCAAAACGCAAAUCCAGGGAUCUCAGUGUUGGCGUUGAUGGGAUUGCGAGCAUAGAGAGCAUUCAUUCAGAGAUGUGCACGGACAAAAACAACAUAUUUGCUCCUGCUACUGUUUUGAACUCUCCUGACAAUGGAGUGGUUGCCUGUGCAAGUAAACAGAAUGGAGACUUUAUAGAGUGUCCCCUGUGCCUUUUACGGUACUCGAAGGACAAGUUCCCUGAAAUAAUGACCUGCCAUCACAGGUCCUGUGCAGACUGCUUGCGCCAGUACUUGAGGAUAGAAAUCUCAGAAAGCAGAGUCAAUAUCUGUUGCCCGGAAUGCUCCGAGCGCUUUAACCCGUAUGACAUCCGCUUAAUACUAAACGAUGAUGCUCUGAUGGAGAAGUAUGAGGAGUUCAUGCUCAGGAGGUGGCUCGUUGCAGAUCCCGAUUGCAGGUGGUGUCCAGCUCCAGACUGCGGGUUUGCUGUGAUUGCUUUUGGUUGUGCCAGCUGCCCAAAGUUAACCUGCGGCCGAGAAGGUUGUGGGACAGAGUUCUGCUAUCACUGCAAACAGAUCUGGCAUCCAAACCAGACAUGCGAUGCUGCACGCCAAGAGCGAGCCCAGAGCUUGCGACUGAGAACAAUCCGCUCUUCUUCGAUCAGUUACAGCCAGGAAUCUGGAGCUGCAGCGGAUGAUAUAAAGCCGUGCCCUCGCUGUGCUGCCUAUAUCAUAAAGAUGAACGACGGGAGCUGUAACCACAUGACGUGCGCAGUGUGCGGCUGCGAGUUCUGCUGGCUCUGCAUGAAGGAAAUCUCAGACCUACAUUAUCUCAGCCCUUCCGGUUGCACAUUUUGGGGGAAGAAGCCGUGGAGCAGAAAGAAAAAGAUCCUGUGGCAACUUGGAACCCUGGUGGGGGCACCGGUGGGCAUUGCGCUGAUCGCUGGAAUUGCCAUUCCGGCCAUGAUAAUUGGCAUCCCUGUAUAUGUGGGGCGAAAGAUUCACAAUCGUUAUGAAGGCAAAGACAUUUCCAAGCACAAGAGGAAUCUGGCCAUUGCAGGCGGUGUUACCUUGUCUGUUAUUGUGUCUCCAGUUGUAGCAGCGGUAACUGUCGGUAUUGGUGUUCCAAUUAUGUUGGCCUAUGUCUAUGGAGUGGUCCCCAUAUCUCUCUGCCGAAGUGGGGGCUGUGGAGUUUCAGCCGGCAAUGGCAAAGGAGUCCGGAUUGAAUUCGAUGAUGAGAAUGAUAUCAAUGUUGGUGGAGCCAAUACUGCUACAGAUGCCACGUCCGUUGCCGAGGCGCACCACAACCCCAGCAUCGGAGAAGGGAGUGUAGGCGGGAUGACAGGCAGCUUGAGUGCUAGCGGGAGUCACAUGGAUAGAAUUGGAGCAAUCCGGGAUAACCUGAGUGAAACUGCCAGCACCAUGGCACUAGCUGGAGCCAGCAUCACUGGCAGUCUGUCUGGAAGUGCUAUGGUGAAUUGCUUCAAUAGGCUGGAAGUACAAGCAGAUGUGCAGAAGGAAAGAUACAGUCUGAGUGGAGAAUCCGCAACUGUCAGCUUAGGAACCAUUAGUGAUAAUGCCAGCACCAAGGCAAUGGCUGGCUCCAUAUUGAAUUCCUACAUUCCACUGGACAGGGAUGGCAACAGUAUGGAGGUGCAGGUGGACAUCGAGUCGAAGCCAGACAAAUUCAGGCACAACAGCGGAAGCAGCAGCGUUGAUGAUGGCGGCAGUCGCAGUAAUGGAGGCGGCUCUGCAUCUUGUCUAACCGAGAGCAAAAGCAGCACAGCCAAAUGGUCCAAAGAAGCCACGGCGGGUAAAAAAAGUAAAGGGAAACUGAGGAAAAAGAGCAGCACAAAGAUAAACGAGACGAGAGAGGAUAUGGACGCUCAGCUCCUGGAGAAGCAAAGCACGAAUUCCAGUGAGUUUGACUCGCCGUCACUAAGUGACAGUAUUCCAUCAGUCGCCGACUCCCACUGCAGCCAUUUCUCCGAAUUCAGCUGCUCCGACAUGGAAAGCAUGAAAACGUCUUGCAGCCACGGCUCCAACGACUACCACUCUCGCUUCUCCGCCGUCAGCCCCCUCCCCGAGGUAGAGAACGACCGCCUGGAAAACUCUCCACACCAGAGCGCCAUGGUUACGGAUGUCUCCCCGCUGAGUUACAUUGCAGAAGAGAACCUGAAUGUAUCAAACAGACCCGACCAGACUGGGGAAACCCAGGCGCAAGUACAGAGUGCCAUCCAGACGGACAUCUAGAGCUGUCGCUGCUGUGAUACUUCUUACCACUAGCCCUGCUCUCACCCAAAGCUUCGCCUCAAGUUGGCUACUGAGUCACCCAACGGAGCGAGCGGACUGUAUCCGGCACCUUCCACUGUUAUGGUCUUGCGUUUU
Xenopus laevis (African clawed frog) is the source of this 2891-nucleotide messenger RNA. RefSeq names its product ring finger protein 19A, RBR E3 ubiquitin protein ligase S homeolog (gene rnf19a.S). The record is from RefSeq and is a predicted model, not a curated record. Gene Ontology annotation, cellular component: membrane. Lineage: Eukaryota; Metazoa; Chordata; Amphibia; Anura; Pipidae. The transcript has 10 exons. The coding region runs from base 393 to 2756 and encodes 787 amino acids. Gene Ontology annotation, molecular function: zinc ion binding; ubiquitin-protein transferase activity; ubiquitin protein ligase activity. Gene Ontology annotation, biological process: protein ubiquitination.